This is a messenger RNA of Didymodactylos carnosus, 1524 nucleotides long. The record is from the annotation of a GenBank genome assembly. NCBI's taxonomy places the organism in Eukaryota, Metazoa, Rotifera, Eurotatoria, Philodinida, Philodinidae.
AUGCGAAAGAAGAGCGUUAGGGACAUGUUUUUGCAAGUAUUCAUUGGCUCAUAUUCAUUAAAAAUUGUUCACUGGUUUUACACAAACAUAGAGGAUGUAGAUAAUGAAAAUUUAAGAAUAAAUAAUUCUGGAAAUUAUUUAAUAAAUAUUAUUCAUCGGCUUGAAUCAUGCAUACAAAUCUAUAGAGUCGAACGUUUAGGACAAUCGUCGUCCAUUUAUUAUGAAUUAACAGAUGGAGAAAAAACAUUAAUAUCAACAAAUGAUAAUGAAUAUCGAGAAAAAUUGUAUAUGAAUAGAUUUAAAGUAAUACAUUCUAUGAUAGAACCAAUGAAAAUAUUAGAUUAUUUAGCUUCAAAAUCAAUUAUUCAACUAGCAACAAUAUCAAGAAUUGAACAUAAAUAUCCUGUGCCAGAAGAUCGAAAUCGUGCUCUCUUAGACUUGAUAUUAACAUAUCCUGCAAAAGCCUAUUAUCCAUUUAUCGAAGCAUUGUAUUUAUCCGGAAAUAAUUCGUUAAUUGAUCUGUUAGAACCGAAUUUUAGUUCAAGUAAUGAGAAAAAACAAUUAGAUGAUGAAUAUGGAUUAAUACAUCGAUCAGUUAAUAGAAUACAACAAAAUUUAACAUCAACAUUGACAACUACAUUGACAACUACAAAUGUAAAUUACGAAGACAAGAAUGAUGUUCAACAUUUACAUACAUCUUCAAGCGAAAUAUUGGAAGAAAUUCCAUUAUCUUCCCGUUAUAGACAAAAUACGUUAUCUGAUGUGGAUGAUAAAGAAUUUGAUCUAGAGUUACCAAUGGGUUUUUCAGUACGUUUAUUACUACCUAAUGUCAUUGAACAAUAUCCAGAUCUGGAUCCAUCGAACCGAAAAAGUCGAGUAAUACUAUGUUAUCCUAUGUCAAAUAUUUUACGUGGUCAAUGUUUACUGAUCAACAACGUAGAAGAUUUUAAAACAAUGGAAAAACGACAUGGUUCAGAUAUUGAUGCCAGUAAACUUAGAAGUCUUUUCGAACAAAUGGGAUUCAAUGUAAUUGUACGACGUAAUAUGAAAUGUCUGGAUCCAGGCAAUUGUUCUAUUGUCAUUAUUUUGAGUUAUGGUUGUGAUGGUCGUAUUUACGGUGUAGAUGAACGUUAUUUGGAUAUCGAUCGACAAAUUAUUAGCGUAUUUGAUGAUCAUUUUAUUGGAAAACCAAAAAUAUUUAUUCUUCAAGCAUCUCGUAGUGGUCAGCGUAAUUAUCGUUCUGAUGGUGUACUUGAUCAGUUAACAUCAUCCAAAAUGUUAAAUGAUUACGGACAUAUCACAAAAGUUGCAAAACGAAGCGAUAUGGUUAUCUGGCAUUCAACAUUAAAAGAUUGUGUGUCCUGGCGUCAGACAGAUGAAGGAAGUAUUUUUAUUCAAACGUUGAUAACGGUGUUUGCUAAAGCAUCCUGGCGUUAUGAUCUUGUUACAAUGGCCGAAUGUGUAUGUUUAAACAAUAUCGUAUUUUCAUUUCAUUAUCAUUAUCAAAUAUUGUGUGUGUUUUAG